GACGAAACAUUGGGAGAAACUGUGUACAUUUCUAAGCACACGUGAUACACAGAAAGAGGUCACAUUGUUGAAGCAGCCGGUUAAAGCUCAUGUAAAUUCUUGACCAGUGAUGUGUGGUCCAUUGAUAAGACAACCUUUGGAACUGUGAGCUGACAAAAAAGAAAGAAUGUCAUUCACAGAGGGCGGGGAGGGGCUCACCCGCAGACGUUCCACACGGCGAUCUGUAGUAAAGAGGUAUAUCUUGGCAGUUGACAUUGGAUCCACCACCCUACGGAGCCACGUCUAUGAUCAGAAUGGCAGCAUUAGAGGAACAAGCAGCAAAAAGGUGGAGGUGUUACACCCACAACCUGGGUGGUGUGAGGUGGACCCGGAAAAGCUGUUUGAUGAGGUGGUGGAUUGUGUCUGGCAGAGUAUGACAGCUGCUGGAGUAAGGGCGGAUCAAAUUACCUGUAUGGGUUUAACGACUCAAAGGAACACCUUUGUUACCUGGAAUAGAGUGACGGGUGAGCCAUAUCACAAGAUGAUCACAUGGCAGGACAUGAGAGCUCGAGAUUACGUUGAAGAGUGGAAUCGCUCUUAUACCAUGAAAUAAACUGUUUGGGUUUGAUUUCAGAUGUUCAAUGGAGGUUCAAAACUGUUACAUUUCCUGACAAGACGAAAGCGUUACUUAGCCGCCAGUGUUCUCAGGUUCUUAUCUCCACAGGUAUCCAUGAGACUGUUGUGGGUUUUGGAUAACAUUGAUGGGGUGAGUGAAGCUUGCAGCCAACAAGGUCACAUGGUAUUCGGAUGCAUAGAGACUUGGCUGAUUUGGAAACUGACUCGUGGGGCGACGUUUGCCACUGACUACUCGUGUGCCAGUGCCACUGGCUUGUUUGACCCCUUUCAGGUAGAGUGGAGCUCAGCCGUAUGCAACCUUCUUGACAUCCCCAUGUCCAUUUUCCCCAAAGUCCUGGAUACAAGUGGACAUUUUGGAGAAUGUGACUGCGAGUUGUUUGGAGUUGGGAUUCCCAUUUCAGCCGUGGUGGCCGAUCAGCAGGCAGCCAUGUUUGGGGAAUGUUGCUUCGAUGCAGGAGAUGUGAAGUGCACCAUGGGUACGGGCACAUUCAUCGAUCUCAACACAGGAAGUAAACCCCAUGCCUCUAUAGCAGGGCUUUAUCCUCUCAUCGGGUGGAAGAUCCAGGACGAGCUGGUGUACCUUGCAGAGGGGGUGGCCUCAGACACAGGAGUAGCCAUGGAGUGGGCAAAGAGCAUAGGAUUGUGUGAAGACGUAUCAGAAAUGGCCGCCCUGGCAGAAUCUGUUGAAGACAAUGGGGGUGUCUACUUUGUUCAAGCUUUCAGUGGUCUUCAGGCUCCUAUCAAUGAUGACACAGCUGUGACGACCUUGAUUGGACUGACCCCAAACACAACAAAAGCUCACAUUGUCAGAGCCUUACUGGAAUCUGUGGCCUUCAGGUUCAAGCUUCUUUAUGAGACUCUGCUCAGUGAAACCAGUAUACCACUGUCCCAUAUAAGGGCAGACGGAGGCGUGUGCUCUAACAACUUUGUGAUGCAGCUAGUGUCUGAUCUCAUUGACCAAUCAGUGGACAGGGCUAAACAGGCUGAUAUGACAAGUCUAGGAGCGGCUUUCCUGGCGGGACUGGCAGCAGGUAUUUGGCAGUCGAAAGACGAGUUGCGGGCCAUCCGGAAAUCAGAUUGCGUUUUCAAGCCCCGGCCUACUUGGUCUACAUACAAGGACGUCAUCAAUACCUGGGAUAGAGCGGUGAAUAGAUCAAAACAUUGGUACAAGCCCUCCUGACCUUCAACCUUUGGCCUUUAGGGGGCUUCACCACCAAGUUGACCUUGUGCCUUUAUUGACAGCCAGCUGCCCAUUGGCUGUGGAUGUGCCAGAUAUCAUUAUGCAAAUUUAUUUUCAAACCUGACAGUUUUAUUAUCUUCACCAAAUCACUGAACAGUACGGGUAAACCUUAAGUACCGGGAAUGAGCAUUGUUUAAUUUCAAAGAGGAUUAUUAGGUUAAAACUUAUUUUUUUAUGUUGAUACAAGGAGCUGUGAGUCGAUUGCAUAAAAUUUUGAUGUUGUAAGAUCGUUGCUUUCAGGAUCCUCCAUGAUGUGAUAUUUUCCAGUGUACCUGUGCGGUAAUUGAAAAACGAUAUUGCGGUGAUCUAUACAGUACAUAACUUGAUUAAUCAAGAGUUUUAGCUGCAUAUCAAUCAUAAUGUUAAUGUUUCUUAUGAUAUCAUUGAAUGAAUGAAUGAAUGAAUCAGUGAAUGAAUGAAUGAUUACAUCUUAUUAUUUAUACAUCAGUGAAAUUCCAGUAUUUCCUUCGCUGAUAAAAAUGAUAUCUUCACUAGGUUGAUAUCACUUUUGUUAUUACAUUUUGCUAUUACACUGCUGGAAACCUUGACUCAUGACCCACAGUCGACUUUGCUGGAACUACUUUUGUACAUGCCGUCUGCUGCAUUCACGUCUGGAUUUCACGUCUGCCGUGAAAUCUUCGUCGACUGCAUCACAAGGCUGUGCAUUUCCGCACAAUAUAUAUAGUUCUCCAAAAAUAGAGGUAGAAAAUAGGUACAUAAAUACCUAUAUGCCAUUA
Liolophura sinensis is the source of this 2592-nucleotide messenger RNA. RefSeq names its product putative glycerol kinase 5. Gene Ontology annotation, biological process: triglyceride metabolic process; glycerol metabolic process; glycerol-3-phosphate biosynthetic process. Gene Ontology annotation, cellular component: mitochondrion. The record is from RefSeq and is a predicted model, not a curated record. Gene Ontology annotation, molecular function: kinase activity. NCBI's taxonomy places the organism in Eukaryota, Metazoa, Mollusca, Polyplacophora, Chitonida, Chitonidae.